UCUGUCCCGGAGAAGGUCAGUGUAUCAACGGACAUUGCAUACUUUCCAAUACUACUGGAACACCUUCACCUGCUCUUAAAUCGGGAAUAGCUUAUCUGUUUAAUCAGAGAUCGGGAGCUGAUGGUUUGGGUCAUGUUGCAUGGGGUUAUUUAAGGGAUGCUACAGAAUAUACCUAUGGUUCACUUGAUGGUCCUGAAUCGAGCAUGACAUCAAGUUCCAACGGUUUUUGGGUUCAUUCAGGAACUUUUGAAGAAAUGAUUACCACUUUCCAAAGCCAAGAAUAUGAUUCUUAUAUUCAUGGGGUAGUUGAUAAACCUAAUGUCCAAAAUGCAAUCCAAAUGGAAGAAUAUCUUGUAAAUAUACCUUACGAUUUGAUAGUUAAUGAUUGUUGUGAUCGAGAAAUAAGAACUGGUAAAACUCAAGAUCUUAAUAAACACAUGAAUUUAAAUGGAAACCUUCGUAAAGGACAAUGCCAACCAGCUUUGCUUAUAAUGCAAAAUGUAGGAAACAUUACUCUAGAGCAAAAUACACCUCAAACUGAAAACGUUACUCCAGAGCAAAAUCCACCAUCAACUCCUGAAGGUGAUCUCAUAUCGUUUGAUGAAAACCUACCAACACUUCAGCCGAGAGAGGCAAGUGCGCCGGCAGUUGACCCAGAGAUAGGAUCUAGUAUAAAGCAAAACAAAACUAUCCUGAUUUAUAAAAAUAUACCAAAUGGAAUCGAGUUUUAUGAUGGAAAAGGAAAAUGGUAUGGAGUUAAAGAAGAUUUCCGUACAUUAUCUAAUAAGUACUAUUUUAUUAAAACAGAUUUAAAAGAAACAACUAUAGAAGCAUAUAAAAGAAUUAACGAAGAAUCAGAAGCUAUAGCAGAAAAAACAAAUGAACAGAAAGAAAAUGCAUGGUUAAAUUUAGCAACAACUGGUACUUUAGUAUUUGCAGAAAAAUAUGAAGGAGAAGCUAUUCAAUAUGAUGUAAAUUCGAUGUAUACAUAUGAAAUGUUAAAGAAAGAAGCAUCAUGGCCAAUUGCACCUGGUAAGUUUCAUACUAUAAACUCAUCUUUUACAGAAAAAUGGAGUAAAUUUCCUUAUGGAAUUUAUAAAGCAACAAUAGAAGGAAAUCCAUCAAAAAAUAUACGGAUAACAGGAAAAGACAUGUUUGGUAAAUGGGGUAUUAUAUUAUAUAACAUUAAGAAAGAAGGAGGAAUAGCUGGAAAAGUAAGUAAAGCAUUAUUAGUUUCAUUAUGGGGUGUCCUAU
Molecule: messenger RNA, 1254 nt
Organism: Racocetra fulgida
Lineage: Eukaryota; Fungi; Glomeromycota; Glomeromycetes; Diversisporales; Gigasporaceae
Source: the annotation of a GenBank genome assembly